AAGAAAUAAUGGAAUUCAUAAAUGGAAAAUAUUUCAUUGUGUUAGUCGGAAACAUUCAGUUCAAACCAUAUCAAGCUUGUUAUCUGUGUUUGCCAAACUUUUUCUUCUUAAAAGAAAAUGAGAGGGUACAUUAAUUAUCUAUUGCGCCGCGAGAUUCUUCCACCGCUUUUAACAAGAUGUUUCCACCGAAGUAUUUCGUCAACGGAAUAUCCUUUAGAGGGGAUAAAGAUUUUGGAUCUCACACGUAUCGUUGCUGGACCUUACUGCACGAUGAUUCUCUCUGAUCUGGGAGCUGAUGUUUAUAAAAUCGAAAAGCCUUUCCACGGAGAUGAGUCCCGAAAAUGGGGACCUCCUUUUUUGGAAAACUCCUCAGACUCUGUUUAUUUUACCGCAUCCAAUCGUAAUAAGAAAAGUGUUUGCAUUGAUUUGAAGAAAGGGAAGGAAAUAAUCCAUGAUUUGGCGUCGAAAUGUGAUGUUUUAGUCGAGAAUUAUAUCCCAGGUAAAUUGAGCGAAAUGGGACUUGGCUAUGAUGAUCUUAAAGAGAUCGCUCCUUCGCUUAUAUACUGUUCCAUCACUGGAUAUGGUCAAACCGGACCGUAUAGGAACAAGCCUGGGUAUGAUGUUAUUGCUGCUUCAAUUGGUGGUCUUCUUCACAUCACAGGAAAUGAGAAUGGUCCACCUGCGAAGGUAGGCGUGGCCAUCACUGAUAUCGCUACCGGAUUAUAUGCUCACGGAGCGAUUUUGGCUGCAUUGCUUCAACGUCAGAGAACGAAUCGUGGACAAAAAAUCGAUGUCAAUUUGUUGUCGACGCAGGUUGCCUGUUUGAUAAAUGUAGCGAGCAAUUAUUUAAACGCUGGAAAAGAAGCUAAGCGGUGGGGCACUGCGCACGAGAGCAUUGUCCCUUAUGAAGCAUUUGCGACGAGCACAGGGCAUAUCACGAUCGGUUGCGGCAGCAAUGAUCAGUUUACAGCUCUAUGCGAUUACCUCGAUAUUCCCGAGAUUGCAGAAGACGAGCGAUUUGCUACAAAUCAAUCACGAGUGGAGCAUCGCCAGACACUGGUGUCUAUUUUAUCUCAAAUCAUUGCAAAACGGUCCUCCUCCGAAUGGAUGCAAAUCUUUACGAACGCGCCUUUCCCUGUUGGACCCAUCAAUAAGAUAGCCGAGGUGUUCCAGGAUCCACAUAUCCGGGAUAUUGAUCUUGUUAAGAGAUUAAGUCAUCCAACUGCGGGCGAAGUACAAGUGGUUGGGCCACCGGUUGUAUACAGUGAAGCAAGGAAUUGUGCGAGAACUGCUCCUCCACUGCUGGGGCAACACACAGACGAGGUGCUGCGUGCUCUGCUCAACUAUAGUGAGAAGCAGAUCGAGCAACUUCGUGAAAAGAGAAUCAUCCAAUAGCAUUUAUCUUCUAUUGUUACGCUAUGUUUUAAAAAUAAAGUGUUCACUCAUCACAUAACGUUACUUUAAUUUCUACAAAAGAACAUCCUUUGCAAUGAAUGUUGACUACGAUUUCCACUAUUUACCAAUUUCCGUA
Messenger RNA from Toxorhynchites rutilus septentrionalis, 1531 nucleotides. Its product is annotated as succinate--hydroxymethylglutarate CoA-transferase. The coding region runs from base 118 to 1395 and encodes 425 amino acids. Lineage: Eukaryota; Metazoa; Arthropoda; Insecta; Diptera; Culicidae. The record is from RefSeq and is a predicted model, not a curated record. Gene Ontology annotation, molecular function: catalytic activity. The transcript has a single exon.